Molecule: messenger RNA, 4653 nt
Organism: Acyrthosiphon pisum (pea aphid)
Lineage: Eukaryota; Metazoa; Arthropoda; Insecta; Hemiptera; Aphididae
Product: titin homolog
Exons: 11
Coding region: 327-4064 (1245 amino acids)
Biological process (GO): regulation of DNA-templated transcription; chromatin organization
Cellular component (GO): nucleus; histone acetyltransferase complex
Source: RefSeq, a predicted model, not a curated record
AUACAACAUACAAUACAAUGACGUGGCUGGGCGAGUGACGGGCGCGGUGCGAGGCGAGUGAAGGCGCUAUAGGACAUACAUUUCUAUCAUGGCAGACCGUAGAAUAAAGGUUUCCGUUUAGUGUAAUAUAUUAUUAUGAAUCUGUGCUAUUGAUUGACGAAGCCAUUAGAAAAGUAAACUACGACGCCACAGAGUGACGACGUUAUCAGACAAGUAUACUCCGACGCUACCGGCUACGGCGGCGUGCGGACAACUACAGUCAACUAGUGCCUAGAGCAAUCUUAAACUAAACAGUAAAGAAUAAACACUAAAAGCUAAUCAGGAACAUGAUGGAAGUAGACGAAACCUUCGAAUUCGAAAUUGGUGACAAAGUUCUUGCAUACUACGAUGGAUUGCUUUAUGAGGCAAAAUGUAUAAACCGGCGAUUUUCGAACAGUGGAGUAAUUCAGUACUAUGUUCACUACACGGGCUUUAAGAAAAAAUGGGAUGAAUGGUCUGAUUAUGAUGAGGUGUUGGCAAUCAAUAAAAUUAAUUUGGUCCAUAAACAAAAUUUAGAAUCUGUUAGAAAAAAAUGUAGAUCAAAAAAACGAGUGAAAAAAUCUCAAGAACCAAAGAAAACAAAUGAUGCUACUUCUGCAAAACCAGAAAAAAGAAAACGAGGCAGGCCAAAAAAAAAUGUAGAACAAUCCGCUGGAUCAGCUUCAUCAAAAUUUGUAGAACAAUCCACUGGGCUAGCUUCAUCAACAUUUUUAGAACAAUCCGCUGGGCCAGCUUCAUCAAAAUUUGUAGAACUGGCCUCAGCAAAAUUUGUAGAACCAGCUGCAGCAAAAUUUGUAGAAGCAGCUACACCAAAUUUUUCAGUGCCAGCUUCCGUACAAAGAAGAAACCUAGUCGUGGAAGUAAUAGACAUACUAAAAUAUGCAGAACCCGGUUCAGAACAAUUCGCAGAACCAGCUACAGCACAAUCUGCAGAACCAGCCAUUGAAAAAUCUGCUGAUUCAGUCAUACUAACAUCUGAGGAACCCACCACAACACAAUUUGAAGUGCUAGCUCCGGCACAAUUCGCAGAACGAGCCGUAGAAGAUGCAGGCACACAAAUAUUUGCAGAACCAAAUUCAGCACAAUUCGCAGAAUCAACGACAGCACAAUUUGCAGAAAAAGCUGUAGAAAAAUCUGCUGAAUCAGCCAUACUAACAUGUAAAGAACCUGUCACAACACGAUUCACAGAACUGGCUAUAAAAAAAUCAGACAUACAAAUAUUUGCAGAACCAGAUUCAGCACAACUCACAGAACCAGCUACAGCACAGUUUGCAGAAACAGCUAUAGAAAAAUCUGCUGAAUCAGCCAUACUAACAUGUAAAGAACCUGUCACAACACGGCUCACAGAACAGGCUAUAAAAAAAUCACACAUACAAAUAUUUGCAGAACCAAAUUCAGCACAAUUCGCAGAAUCAACGACAGCACAAUUUGCAGAACAAGCUGUAGAAAAAUCUGCUGAAUCAGCCAUACUAACAUGUAAAGAACCUGUCACAACACGAUUCACAGAACUGGCUAUAAAAAAAUCAGACAUACAAAUAUUUGCAGAACCAGAUUCAGCACAACUCACAGAACCAGCUACAGCACAGUUUGCAGAAACAGCUAUAGAAAAAUCUGCUGAAUCAGCCAUACUAACAUGUAAAGAACCUGUCACAACACGGCUCACAGAACAGGCUAUAAGAAAAUCACACAUACAAAUAUUUGCAGAACCAGAUUCAGCACAACUUACAGAACCAGCUACAGCACAAUUUGCAGAAACAGCUGUAGAAAAAUCUGCUGAAUCAGCUAUACUAACAUGUAAAGAACCUGUCACAACACGAUUCACAGAAAUGGCUAUAAAAAAAUCAGACAUACAAAUAUUUGCAGAACCAGAUUCAACACAAUUCACAGAACCAGCUACAGCACAAUUUGCAGAACCAGCCGUAGAAAAAUCUACUGAAUCAGCCAUACAAACAUUUGCAGGGCCAUCUGCAUCACAAUUUACAGGGCAAACUUCGGCACAAUUCGCAGAACUAGUAGUAGAAGAAUCACACAUAAAUAAAAUUGCAGAACCAGAUUCCGCACAAUUUGCAGACCCAGCUGCAGCACAAUUUGCAGAACCAGGCGUACAAAAAUCUGUUGAAUCAGCCAUACAAACAUUUCAAGAACCUGUCACAACACAAUUUGCAGGGCCAGCUUCGGCACAAUUCGCAGAACUAGCCUUUGAAGAAUCAGACUUUCUAAAAUUUGGAAAACCAUGUUUUGAACUGUUCACAGAACGAGGUAUAGCACAAUUUGCAGAACUAGCCGUAGAAGAAUCAGACCUACUAAAAUUUGGAGAAUUAUAUUUUGACCUGUUCACAGAACGAGCUACAGCACAAUUUACAGAACCAGCCGUACAAAAAUCUGUUGAAUCAGCCAUACAAACAUUUUCAGAACCCGCCAUAACACAAUUUGCAGGGCCAGCUUCGGCACAAUUCGCAGAACUAGCCGUAGAAGAAUCAGACCUACUAAAAUUUGGAGAAUCAUAUUUUGACCUGUUCACAGAACGAGCUACAGCACAAUUUACAGAACCAGCCGUACAAAAAUCUGUUGAAUCAGCCAUACAAACAUUUUCAGAACCCGCCAGAACACAAUUUGCAGGGCCAGCUUCGACACAAUUCUCAGUACUAGCUGUAGAAGAAUCAGCUUUACAAAAAUUGGCAGAAUCAGCUACAAUACAAACUGUAGGCCCAGCUACAGAACAAUUUAUAGAAGUAUCCAUAGAAAAGUCUGCUGAAUCAGCCUCAUUAACAUUUGAAGAAACCUCAACAACACAAUUUGCAGAGCAAGCUUUAGCACAACUAGUAGAACUAGCUGUAGAAGAAUCACACAUACAAAUAUUUUCAGAACCACCUACGACACAAAUUGUAAGCCCAGCCACAGCUCAAUUUGUAGAAGCAGCCGUAGAAAAAUCCACCGAAUCAGCCAUACAAACAUGUGCAGGGCCAUCUACAUCACAAUGCGCAGAAUCUGCUGUAGAAAAUUAUGCCGAAUCAGCCAUUCAUACAUUUUCAGAACUAGCUGGAAGAUCAAAACGAGUUAAAAAAUCUCAAGAGCCAUGGACAGCAAAAGAUGCUUCUUCCUCAACACCGGCAAAAAAAAAACGAUGCUGGCCAACAAAUAAUGUAGAACAAGCUGCAGGGCCAUCUAUAUCACUAUUCAUAAAACUUGCCGUGAAAAAAUCUGCCCAAUCGGCCAUACAUGCAAUUUCAGAACUAGCUACAGCACAAUUUGCAGAACCUGCCGUGGAAAAAUCUGCCGAAUCAGCUAUAGAAACAUUUUCAGAACCAGCUACAGCACAAUUUGUAGAACCAGCUGUAGAAAAAUCUGCUGAAUCAGUCACACAAACUUUAGUAGAACCAACUGUAGGAGAGUCUACAAUCCCAGUUGUAGAACAUUCUAUCCAAACUGAAGAACGCGAAGCAGCUGUUCGGGCUGUUGAAAAUGUUGUAAUAGACAUUAUUCCACGUUCAAAGAUUAUUGCCAUCGAAUUGUUUAAGGAACUCAAACUACCAUUAGUUUUAGAAAAAGCAUUGGAGUUUGACCGUAUGAUGCACUUCAGAUGCAAACAAGUAUUAAAGCUUCCGGAGAAAAACUGUUUACCAGAAGUAAUCUAUGCCUUCACUAAUUCAUCUUAUUUUAUAGAUGAUGAUCAAAAAAAAACGAUGUUCUAUCUUAAUUUAAUGGAAUAUUUUAAUAAUUCUGUUCACAAUUUUCGUCUAACAUACCCGCCCGAGAAAAAAAUCCACUCACGAAAGAAGAAAUUUUUGGAGUAUUAUAUUAAGAGUAAACUACAAAAUGAACCAAACAUUAACCAUGGGCUUAAAAGUCAACUAAAUCUCAAAGGAAUUUGGUGUUAUUUGUAUGGUCCUAUGUAUCUAGUAAGAUUUAUUGAUGCCUUACCCUCAAUUUGUUUGUCAAACGAGUGGUUUCCUGAAUACGAUUUAGAGACCUUUGUUCAUCAUAUUAAACAAUUGUCAAGUCAACUGUGUGUUGGACAAAUUUGAAUAGAAAAGGAGUGGACAAGGAAAUUGAUUUCGAUAGAAAAAUAGAAAUGAUGACAAAUACAAGUGACCGCCCUGAAGAACUCCAGAAAGAACAUGGAAGUAAUCCGAUUGCACGUUAUUAAUCCUUAUACAUCCACAUCCACAAUCGAAUGUCGGUCAUCUUGCAGCCAUUCGGAUUCCCUGUUACUUGUCACCCAAUAGACGGCUGGCAGUUGUCCAAAAAAUGAUAGGAAUACGAUGUUUACCCUGUGAUAAACUUGAGGCGGUGUUGCAUAGCAAGUCGGGGGAUAUUUUCGAUUUUUUUUGUCAGAGCGAGCUAUUGGCAACCCCGGCAUCACUGUAAAUAAUUUACAAUGUUUUUUCACAUUUGCGUCCCUGCUGGGUUACUGGUAUAAUAUGCUGGUUAUAAACUUUUUUAUCAUUUUUCGGACAACUUCCCCCUACGGGCGCUCGCCAAAGAUAAAGUUAUGGAAAAUAUUACUCCAGUUAAAUACGCCGCUAGGUUCGCUGCCUACCAGCUAGACACUAGCAGGUAGAGGAUAAGAAAUGUUGGUAUUUGUAUGGAUCUAAAUGAUAUUUUUAUUUAAAU